AGGUUUAAUGUCUAUACACUAGGGUUACUAUGCAUCUUCAUCAAUAGUAAAUAAAAAAUUAAAAUAUAUAAAAAAACAGGAAUGAGGCAUGUGGUAUCAGUAUCACGGUGAACCGUACACGAAGUAUUUAUAUGGUGUGAAAUAUUGAAAUUUCAUUAGGAAUAUUUGGAUUAAGCCAUAUACCAACCAUGCGAAGGCCUGUAAAAACUAAAAGAGGAGGUAACAAUACGCAUACACGUUUAAGAAAAUGUUUUGCAACCAUAGUUGAUAAGAGAACACUUAAUUUGGAUUUCCCUACCCUAGAAUUGAUGCUAAUAAAAGAAUUGCAAGUGGAUGUGGAUACAACCGACCUAGAACUAACAGACAUUCUACCCCUCAUGCUGGCAUUUUUUAUGAAAAACUGGCAGGGUUGGCAGAGAAGUACGGAAUAUCAUAGUGGUACACUAAAUCUCGCAAAAUGGUUUCAAAAAUUCAAACGAUACAUCACAGUGCGAAUAAAUGUCCUAAUCAAAAGUGAAUUUAAGAAAGCCCAAAAAAUGGUUGGAGCAGACCAGAAGGGGGAGAACAACACAAAUAAGAGUUUUCAUAAUAGUGGAACUCAAACAGAGUAUUCAGUUCCGAAAGUAUUCGCUUCUUUUUCACUAUCAAUACAAUGCCCGCCCAAGUCCCUCCAUGCAAUAGUUUUUACAGAAUCUGGUGAUGACAUCAUUGUGCAACAACAUCAGCACCCAACCUGGGCUCCUUUGAGUUUGAAGGAACUACUCAAUUGGCCAUACAUUGGAGUAGAAUAUUUCAGUCCAGAAUUAUCAUUCAAAAGAUACAAUCGUGGUGAAUAUAUCAGAUACUUGAGUUUUUUUAGCCCUACGCAUGUUGAAACUGAUAAUACAAAUUUCAUCGAACAAGUUGAAAUAUUGAAUCCAUCUGAAGAAAGAAAUUCUUACACUCUCAAUCUUUUGAAAACUUAUACCAACCAAUAUUUGGAGGUCAUUAAGACUAUGGAAAAUAUAAAUUUGGAGUCUAUUGAAAAUUUAGUGGUAGUUAUUGAAGAGUUUUUGAAAGACAUAGAAGAAAUAGGAAUAAACAAUACAAUGGCAACCAACACUUCAGUUCUAUUUAAUAUAGGAAGGUCUGCAUAUUUCCGAUUCAAGAAAAUGCCCAAAAAAUACCAUUUUGCUGGACCUAUACCCGAGGUGUGUUACUAUGAAAAGUAUAUUCCAAAGAUGGAAACUCAACUAACAUUUUUCAACGGAAUUCAAGAUACCACCACUGACGAAAUCACCUUCAUUUAUCCUAAUGUUCUGAAAAAAAAUCUUGCUGCGAAUUCCAAUGCUGAAGUCACAAAUUUAUCAGUGCCAGUUUUAGUUUUUUACUGCCUUUUUUGUGAAAUAGGCUUGGUUGACAUUAGUCAAUUAACAGAACAUUUGGAAAAAGAGCAUACCAUGGAACCAGAUUUCAUGUGUAUUAAGUGUAAUAAAUAUAUGUCUGUUUGCAAUCUUAGUAAGACCAGGUGGAAACACGAGUGUAAAUAUGAUAAAAAUUCAAAAGCAAGUAUUAGUAAAAAAUAAGAUAUCUGUAGGAAAUAAGUAUUAGUAAAAAAUAAGAUAUCUGUAGGAAAUAAGCAUUGUAUCUGGCAAUAAUUUUUGAAUCAUGUCUAGUUUAUUGUGAAAGUUUUAUAGAGAAUUAAUUAUGUCAGAUUUUUACCAAUUACUAGAUUUGAUUUUUGUGGGCGAGUUCGUUUUACUCUUUUGACCUUGGGAUGACCUUGAAUAUUUUACAUUACUCAUUUUUCAAUGAAAUAUAUAUAUAUGAUUUCCUUUUUGA
This is a messenger RNA of Leptinotarsa decemlineata (Colorado potato beetle), 1821 nucleotides long. RefSeq lists its product as uncharacterized. The record is from RefSeq and is a predicted model, not a curated record. Lineage: Eukaryota; Metazoa; Arthropoda; Insecta; Coleoptera; Chrysomelidae.